Neurospora hispaniola is the source of this 1131-nucleotide messenger RNA. RefSeq lists its product as uncharacterized. Gene Ontology annotation, molecular function: mRNA binding. Lineage: Eukaryota; Fungi; Ascomycota; Sordariomycetes; Sordariales; Sordariaceae. Gene Ontology annotation, biological process: mRNA export from nucleus. The transcript is spliced from 4 exons. Gene Ontology annotation, cellular component: nucleus. The coding region runs from base 262 to 1011 and encodes 249 amino acids. The record is from RefSeq and is a predicted model, not a curated record.
CCAUUCGAGUCGAUCAGAUCACAGUGUCGCUGCACCUUUUCCGUUGCAGCGCGACUCUUGCUCCGCUUCGACUUCACGCGACCUUGCGCUACCAGCGAGUCGUAACCUGACCUCCCUAUCAUUCUUCUGCCCAACGCGACCUUCGCCAGCUCUACUGCGCAUUUGAGCCCGUCCGCGCUUCCUAAUCUCUGAAGCCACCUUGACCACGCGUCUCGUCUCUCUCACCACUUCUAAAUCACUUUCCAGCAACCCACCGCCAUAAUGUCCGGAAAGCUCGACCAGUCUCUCGACGAGAUUCUCUCCACUCAGCGCCGCGGUAAGUCCAACGCCCGCGGCCGUGGAGGCCGCCGCUCGGCUGGCGGUAAGCCCACCAAUGCUGCUCCCGCUGGCGGUAUCCAAAAGAACACAAAGCCCGCUCGCAACGCUGCCAAGCCGGCGCCCGCGAAGAGUGCUGGUCUUACCGGCGAGAGCAAGAUUGUCGUCAGCAACCUGCCCAAGGACGUUUCCGAAGGCCAGAUCAAGGAAUACUUUCAGCAAGCUAUUGGACAGGUCAAGAGGGUGGAACUUUCGUAUGGGCCCGGAGGCACUAGCCGCGGUAUUGCUCAUAUCACCUUCCACCACGCCGAUGGUGCUACCAAGGCGUACAACACUCUCAACGGUCUCCUGAUCGACAACCGCCCGGUCAAGGUCGAGGUCGUUGUUUCCAAUGCUGAGUUGAUCCCUCAGCCCAAGAGCCUGACUCAGCGCAUCACACAGCCCAAGGCCCAGCCCAAGUCUGCCGCCACUGUCAAGCAUGCCGCCAACGCCCCCAAGGGUGCUGCUGCUGCUAAGCCUGGCAGCAAGAAGGGUCCCCGUCGCCCUCGUAGCGCCCGCCCUGCCAAGAAGACUGUCGAGGAAUUGGAUUCUGAGAUGGCUGACUACUUCGAGAGUGGCACCACUGACAACGCCACCGGAGCCGCGCCGGCCGCUGCCAACGGUGGUGAUGCUCCCAUGGAGGAUGAGAUUCUUUGAACGAAGGGUAUGCAUGAGGAACAGCAACAGUCGAUGACAGCGAAUGCCAGCUUCAGCGACAAUUUUGUUUGACGGAUUUCGGAUUGUCUAUGAUUGUUUUACUAUUUUAUUUCGGGUUCG